UGCGAUGAAUAAUGCAUGAAUAUAAUUCUCAAAAGCAUCUAGCUUCCGGUUAGCAAAUAGAGAUGCCAUUUAUGGUGUCGCUAGCUACCGAUAAAGUCGCACUAUGUUCGACGUUCGUCUCUAUUACUGUGCUGCUCUUCUAAGUCAAUUGGCGACAAUCAAUUGUCAACUGGUCCCGUAUAGCGGAGCAACUCGAUUUGUUCCCAAUUGGUGGAUGGCAGUUCACCAGGCUGUGGGAGAGUGUCGGAAUUCAGGGGACUGCUCUGAAGGCGAGUGCUGUGUCCGCUCUACGGGAUCAAGGCAACACCUUUUUUGUUUACCGUUACGCCAUUUAGGCGAAGCAUGCCGACUUCGUCAAACUUUCACAGAGCAGUCGAAUCGCAUCUAUUUGAAUUUGUGCCCUUGUGGCAAAGGCCUCAUUUGUCGUGAAUCGUACACGGGAUGGGUAGACGCCGAAUGUGUUUCUUUACGCAAUCCAGCUGAGCUACUUCGCAAUUCUUUCUUGCAAGCGAUCCUUAAGGCCUUGGAAGAGCAGAGACAGCAUAAUUGGCAGACGAAAAAACGCAAAAUCCCUAACAGUUGGGUUUCAAAUUAGGUUGAUAUGACGUUGACCUUUUCACCGAUUCCGGGUGUUGGAAAGGAAAAAAUGCCAUGGUGUUUCGUUUGAUUUUUCCUUCUCCCGGCAUUGUCUCACGAUUCGUAACCUAUUGUACAUAUAGAAAUGAAAUGUUAUACAACGGAAAUAACCACUCCCUUUUGUAAGGGCUCUACCCAAAAAACAGGAGCGUGUGGACGAGUUGCGGUUUCGUGUUGACAACCCAGUACGUAAAUCAUCUGGGCGAGCAACGUUCGUGCAACAACCCGGCCAUCGCUGUCCCACAAAACCCGUUAUUAUUACAAGUGUUUCUUU
Molecule: messenger RNA, 910 nt
Organism: Daphnia carinata
Lineage: Eukaryota; Metazoa; Arthropoda; Branchiopoda; Diplostraca; Daphniidae
Exons: 2
Coding region: 104-595 (163 amino acids)
Source: RefSeq, a predicted model, not a curated record